GCUUCCUCCCCGCGUGCCGAGCCGCCCGGCGCCUUCUCCUCCGAGCAGCCGCUGCUCUUCCUCGCCUCACACCGAGACCCCCUUCCUCCUCCCUGUCCAAGCGCCGGCGACGCGCGAGCACAGCCGAGCAGAGACCUUCCUUCUGCCCUAGCCGACUUCACUCUCCGCCGUGCCGAUCUCCCAUCGCCAGCCACUCGAGCAGCGCCGGUCAAGUCGAGAUUUCCUCAGCCCUAUCGUCGGCCCCUCCUCUGUGCCGAACCCCAGUGCAGAACGCCACCACCGGCCGAGUCUUUUCCUCUCUUCCGGUCGAGUUCCAUCUGUGCCCUAGACCGCCGACUCUUGGUGUCUCCUCAUCGCGGCACCAGCGGGUCUUUUCUUGCUGCUGCUCUCUACUGGUUCGUCACCGCAGUGACUUUGGGGGAAGGAGGUUACCAAUCUGGUUUGUCUUGUCACUUACUCACUAGGGGUAUCCGGUGCGGAAAUCGCAUCCUGGUAGUGGUGAAUUGUUGUGGGUCUUUUCCUGAUCCGAGCAGCAAGGUAAAUUUCCAGCAGGUGCUCCAUCGACAAAUUUACGACAAAUAUACGAAUUUGGGACUUUGACGCGGACGAGCACUUCGACACAGAGGUCAUUUAGCUCGAUCUAUAUUGGAGUUAUCAGAGUAGGGUUCUGGGCAUUUCAACCGCCUUUGCCUAUUAAUUAUGGCCUCGUCCAGACAAUUUAAAUUAGCGAAGGAGAGUGAGCUCAGAGUCGAGGUUGGCCCUGACAUGCCCCUUCGCAUUCGCCUCCUCUCUGGCACAGCUGAAAUAUUUGGUACUGAGUUGCCUCCUAGCAAUUGGCUCUCCAUCUCACCACGCAGCAAAAUCGCAGUGUUCACUUGGAACGGCGCCACGAUUGAGUUGGAUGGAAUCAGCGAAGUGGAGUAUGUGGCAGAUGAGACACCCAUGGUGAGCUACGUGAAUGUUCAUGCCAUACUUGAUGCAAGAAGGGCUCAAGCAAAAGCAUCACAUAGUAGCAAUGUGGACUCUCCGCAGGGCCCUAGGGUGAUUGUUGUGGGACCCACAGAUUCUGGGAAGAGUAGCUUGUGCAAAAUGCUUCUAAGCUGGGCUUGUAAACAAGGAUGGAAACCGACCUAUGUGGAUUUGGACAUUGGUCAGGGCUACAUAACUAUUCCUGGCUGCAUAGCUGCUACUCCAGUUGAGAUGCCUAUAGAUGCAGUGGAAGGAAUUCCUCUAGAAAUGCCUAUUGUGUAUUUUUAUGGGCACACAUCUCCUACUGCAAAUGGUGAUCUUUAUAAAGUGUUUGUGAAGGAGUUGGCUAGAACCCUAGAGAGGCAGUUCUCUGGAAAUGCUGAAGCUAGAGCUGCAGGCAUGGUGAUUAAUACUAUGGGAUGGGUGGAAGGCCUUGGUUAUGAGUUACUUCUCAAUGCUAUUGAUACAUUUAAUUGUGACGUGGUUCUAGUCUUGGGCCAGGAGAAACUUUGCAGCAUGCUUAAAGAAGUUUUAAAAACCAAGCCUAAAGUAGAUGUUGUGAAACUCCAUAAAUCUGGAGGGAUAGUUAUGAGGAAUCAAAAAGUACGCCAAAAGGCUAGGAGUUUGAAAAUCAGAGAAUACUUCUAUGGGCCUAUAAAUGAUCUCUCCCCACAUUCAAAUAUUGUCAACUUUAGUGACAUUUCUGUUUAUAGAAUUGGUGGUGGCCCACAGGCUCCUCGUUCUGCACUGCCUAUUGGUGCGGAACCUGUAGCCGACCCUACUCGAGUAGUUGCUAUUAACAUAAAUCGUGACUUACUCCAUCUUGUUCUAGCUGUUUCAUAUGCAAAGGAGCCUGAUCAGAUUAUAUCCAGUAACGUUGCAGGGUACAUUUAUGUCACCGACAUAGACGUUGUGAGGAAGAAGAUCACAUACCUCGCACCUUGCCCUGGCGAACUCCCAAGUAAACUCUUAAUUGUUGGAACUUUAACAUGGUUGGAAGGUUAACGAUGUGGGUAGUGUUUGGCUACCGGGAGGAGGAUUAGUCUUUUAGAAUUUGCUUUUCAUCAGUUAGAUUUUGGUAAAAAUAAAUAAAUUUGUCUUUCUACUAUCAAAGGUGUUUAAAGGGCAUACUUGGUAUUAUAAAUCGGGCAUGUUUUUACUUGGUUAAUUUUUGCUCUAUUUACUUGGUCAAGUCAAUCAACUUUUUUGACUCAA
Zingiber officinale is the source of this 2184-nucleotide messenger RNA. RefSeq names its product protein CLP1 homolog. The transcript is spliced from 13 exons. The coding region runs from base 700 to 1974 and encodes 424 amino acids. Gene Ontology annotation, molecular function: polynucleotide 5'-hydroxyl-kinase activity. Gene Ontology annotation, biological process: tRNA splicing, via endonucleolytic cleavage and ligation. The record is from RefSeq and is a predicted model, not a curated record. NCBI's taxonomy places the organism in Eukaryota, Viridiplantae, Streptophyta, Magnoliopsida, Zingiberales, Zingiberaceae. Gene Ontology annotation, cellular component: nucleus; mRNA cleavage factor complex.